ACACCGCUAGAAGCUGUGCCUACUAUGCCGCUCACAAGAGAGCUUCUGCAGCAACAUACUCGUAAGUGGGAGCAGGAGUAUCGCGAUACGUGGAAGAAACGACUGGGACUCAAGAGGCCAACUCAGAGAAUUUCGAAAUUAUUUCAGCAAACUGAAUUUACUGUGCCGGUAUCCUCGAAGAUUUUUCGCGACAACAGCGGCUGCUCCAAACCGACGGUGACCCAAAGCGCCCCGGCUUGUCUUUCCUCUACUCGUACCGAUCACUGGCCAACAGUUAAUAGAGGCGAAUAUUAUCGUAGCCUUGGACCAAAUCCGCCACCGCCACCAGGCAGAAAUUUUCAGAUCACAUCUGUGCCGCUGCCGCCACCGCUACCGAUCGAGGAUCGCCGAUCCGCGUUUGUCUCACUUCCGAUCACUGCCACUACCAAAUUAUUCCGGGAUGCUUCUCAACCGAUCAAUUUGUCAGUGACAGAACAGCUACAAGCACGUGGGGUACCAGAGCCAACAUCAAUAGCAACAGGUACCGAGGGGCAGCCUGUGUUCCAGCCGCCACCACAACAGCACCGUUCUGUAAUCAGAACAGCCCUCAUGUCCAGCACCCAGAAGCAGCAACAACAACAGUAUUGUGGUCCAGAUGCAGCAAAACUACCGCCACCAGCAACACCUGUAGCACACCGUCAAAUGCCGACCACGACCUUGGACAUGGUAUUCGAUUGGGGUCAAACCCUGGAAUACAGCAAUGGUGCUGCUACUACAGAACCACGUGAAACGUGUGCGGCACGCUUAAUCAACAUGGCACAACGGGCACAACAACAGCAACAACAACUGGGCCAGAAGCAACAACAACAGCAAGUUCACUUGCCGCUCGCUAACUCACCGGUCAAGGAAGCCACCGAUGCGCUGAUGUUACUCCAGGAAACAACAACAUUUUGA
Gongylonema pulchrum is the source of this 933-nucleotide messenger RNA. NCBI's taxonomy places the organism in Eukaryota, Metazoa, Nematoda, Chromadorea, Rhabditida, Gongylonematidae. The record is from the annotation of a GenBank genome assembly.